Messenger RNA from Colletotrichum siamense, 201 nucleotides. RefSeq lists its product as uncharacterized. The record is from RefSeq and is a predicted model, not a curated record. The transcript is spliced from 2 exons. The coding region runs from base 1 to 201 and encodes 66 amino acids. NCBI's taxonomy places the organism in Eukaryota, Fungi, Ascomycota, Sordariomycetes, Glomerellales, Glomerellaceae.
AUGAGGGUUCUCAACGCCACUCUUUUAGUCCUUUGCUCUGCGCUUGGCGUCCUUGCGACACCUCAGGGAAAGAGCGUCAAAGGACAAGCUUGCACAAAUGGACAAUUCAGUGGAGUUUGCGGUGCCGACGGCCGGUGCGGACUAAACAUCCCGCCGAACGAGCUGUCACGUCAAUUCGUUGCUGGUCAAUGCGGCCGAUGA